Molecule: messenger RNA, 3002 nt
Organism: Daphnia pulicaria
Lineage: Eukaryota; Metazoa; Arthropoda; Branchiopoda; Diplostraca; Daphniidae
Exons: 5
Coding region: 214-2166 (650 amino acids)
Source: RefSeq, a predicted model, not a curated record
UCACAUGCAACCCAGUUCUGUUCAAACUCUCGACGAAUGUGGACGGCCGAUUUGCGCGUUGCGUUCACAUUGAUCUCGAAUUUUGUUUUCAAAUACAGAUUUACUGAUUCUUAUUUGAAUUGAAUCAAUUCACCCGAUUUUAUACUCUUGAAUCCACUUUUUGUUAUUUUGUUUGUUUGCAAGUUUUCCAUCGUGUUUCACGCGUAUUCAAGCAUGUUGAAUGCAUCCAUUUCCACAGCAGAUGAUGUCCGGAAGAGUACGAUGCAGGAUGUGAACGUGGUCCCCACGGUCAGUUCAACAACCUCGUCAUCAUCGGCCGGUCUGGUGAGCGUCGUCGUCGUUUGUAUGACCAUCAUGGCCGUCUGCGCCCUGGUCUAUUUCGCCAUCCGUUGCUACUUUGACGAAAGGCGAUGGAGGGCUAGCGCCAUGCUCUGCAAAUGUUUGCCACCCGCUUCGGCCGCCUCGCUUGUCGAAUGUGGCAAUCCGUGCCGAUACGUCGAGCGUCGAGCCGUUAACGUGGCUGUGCAAACUGGAGCUCCGUCUGCUGGCGCUGAAGUGGCGACCGGAGCGACAGCGGCUGCGAAUUGUUGGCCAAUGUCGUCGGAUGUUCGCAUGUCGGAAGCGAAACGCAUUUCGGGCUGCGCCUUCAGCUCGCCGCUGGCCAACGAUAACGAGGCGAUUCCCAAUUGGCGCCCACCGGCGACGGGCUCUAGUCAACGUCAUAGCAGUGCUCAUCACUAUCGUCACUUGCAAAAGUCGAGUCAGCGACAAAAACAUCGACACCACCGGCAAAUCCAGCGCCAAUUUUACCGCGAGGUGCAGCACCAACAGGAUGACGAGUGUCAGCACUACCCGCUGCGGCGUGUCCGUCCCGUUUCCAUGAUGCCGUCGAUCCAGGUCCAAUCUCCGUCCAGCUCUGAAUCGUAUUCGAUUCUGGCCAUGUCGACCAAUUCAAAAUCUGCCGCGCUUAACAAGGAAUUUACGCCCAUGACGUUUUCCGGAUCGGAUGAAGAUGAUGGAAUGUCUCAGAUUCACCACCAGUACAGUAAAAGCGGAUUAUCUGAGGGUCAUUCUUAUUACGGCUCUACGAAUCCUUACCAUCCGCGCUACAACACGCCCGUGUCUGAGAUUCACCAUAACGACGUGGAAGUGGUUGUGGCGACGGCCGACAUUGAACAGGUCGUUCCGGUUGUCGAGAUGGAAGAAAAGGAGAAUAACGAAGGACGAGAAUUCCGACCGGAAUUGAUGAAUCUUUUAAUCGACCGAAUGGAAGGUCGGAAAUGGUCGAGACGGAGUCCGAGUGCUUGCAGCGCGGCUGAUGGACUCUCUACAUCCGCCGAGCAUUCAACGACUGCGGGCGCCGCCACUACGACGACGACGACCAACACCAUCAACAACAACACGACGGCCACGACGGUGCAGCUGGUUGACGAAGCGACUCAGAGUUGUCCGUCUUCGGUCGGCGGUUGGAUGGCGGGCAAUUUGAAAGGUUGCCAGACGUCUAAAACGAACAGCAGUUGCAGUCUGAACGUUGCGGCUUCCGCUGGCUUGGCUCUUCCGCUCGAUAUUGCCCGAUCCGGUCUGCCGCUCAAGGGCACUUUUCCGUCGUUCGAAGUUCUGCCAGGAGGCCGCUUGAUAAGCAGACGGACGCAGACGGAUAACGUCAGUCUGGCUUCGCUGGAUUGGGAUCCUUAUGAAAGUGAGCGGUUACGGUCUGCGACUAUGGCGGAUCUGUACGACGAGGAUUUCGAGGGUGGCGGCGAUGGAUACCAUCGGUUGACGAAUGUGGAUGAAGGUGUCGAGGGGAUGACCGGUUCGGCCACCAUGUUGGCGUUGUCUCACGUCUCUGCCGACACGACGUUGCAGGCGUCUCGCAUUUCUCAUCGAUCGGCCUCGUCUCCUUACGUUCUCUGUUACGAGUGUAGCGACGAUUUUGGCGUCGCCAGGCGAUCGGAAUAUUUCGUCCCUCGCCACACUUCCAGCUCGAGUCCGGCGAGCCGCAACGCCAAUCGACGACGGUCCGUUGCUCCGCCGCCUUCACCGCCAGCGCCGCCGAAUCUUUCUGCUGGUCUAUCGCCGCAACAUUCAACCUCUUCCAGCCAUCAUCUUCAGCCGGAUGGCCAAGAUGGACGAUCGAGUAAAGCGGUCAGACCUCGCCGGAAGUGAAAUUCAUUUGUAAUCGAUUUUUUUUUCUUGGCGCUUUUUUGGCGCCAAAUUCAAAUAAUCUUGUUUUUCAUUCUCCAUUCUUUAUUGUAUUCACUAUUUAGGAAAGUUAUCCAAUUAUUCCGUAUGACGGAUUACGGAGAAAGAGUUCUUUUUCUUUAUGUCUCUAUGUGUUGUCAUGCAAAGGGAAGACAUUAUAGUGUAUGUACUCCGGGGCCUUAUGGGAUGACGGAUUGCUCCAUUCGUCGUCUUUUUAAAAGGGCCAUAUCCAUCCCUUAUUUCUAGCGCUCUGCCUCUUGUCUGAUUUCGUCUAGGGGGACAUUUAGGUUGACUUUUCUUUCUCUCUUUCUUUCUUCCGGAUGGAGUUAAACCACAAGGACUGGAAAAAGAGUAAGAAAAAAACAACAAAGUAGCAGCUGAAUGUGGGAGGGUUUAGCAGCCGAUUGGGUUCUACGCCGCCACCACUCUAUAUCAUUCGCGACGGCAUCUAAUGCGCGCGCGCACGCAGGCUCGCUCACUCCAACUCGUUUUUUUUUUUUUUUAUGUGAUAUGAUUUCGUUCACCAUCUUUUCACGAUCUUGGCCGAGGGAGGCGACAGAAAGAGGGGAAGGGGGUGAGAGAUGGAAGUGUUGGCGUAACCCACUUGACGAUCGUUACGCGCGCCGUUUCUCUGCCUCUCUCUCUCUCUGCUGUGUGUGUGUGUGUCUAUUCAAUUUCAACUGGCGGCUCAAUAUUUGUUUUUGUCUCUCCCCCUCUGUUUGUUUUUGUUUGUUUCAAUUUAUUGAUGUCAAGACACCCUAGACUUUAUAUCGAAGAGAAAUCCUGAUUUUUUGACGUUA